AGUUUAGAUCACCAUCGGACUUCGAACUAAACCUUCUCAGAGGCCGAAACUUGUCACUUAAUUUUCUCAAUUGCCAAGUCUUUGGGCCAAUUCCUGUCUGCAGCCCUACACACUAGACGUAUACAAUAGAGCCACGAAGACAUCCGAGAAAUCAAAGAAAUAUCGGCUCACUCUGUGCAGAGAACGUCGCAAUGCCUCUGCCAUAUGACCUAUGCGCUCGCGUCCAGAACGCCUUUCGAGCACGACACCACAAAAUAGCAGUGGACCACACAACACAAAACCUUGGCAUCCUCAGCAUACUCCUGCGGACCGGCUUCAUCUCCAACGUCACGCGCGGAACCAUUGAGUCACCCUCUCCCACUGACUUCCUCCGCGUUGGCGAAGCCCAGCGCCGUAUAUGGGCCGAGCUUAAAUACCGCGACGACCGGCCUGUCCUUUCGGACAUGGAGCUCAUCAGUAGACCUAGUAGACGCAUUUUCAUGGACAUUGGGGAGCUGCGGCGGAUUUGCUCCGGACGCCGUGCACAAACGAUUAAACCUUUGGGCAUGGGCGAAAUUGCGGUGGUGCGGACAAAAAGCAAGGAGCAUGAAUGGUUGGAGGCACGAGAGGCUUUGCAAUUAAAUUUGGAUGGGGAGGUGAUCUGUCGAGCUCGUUGACCCCGUCGAGGGUCAUUUGUUGCUGUCC
Suillus plorans is the source of this 684-nucleotide messenger RNA. Its product is annotated as ribosomal protein S8. The transcript has 3 exons. NCBI's taxonomy places the organism in Eukaryota, Fungi, Basidiomycota, Agaricomycetes, Boletales, Suillaceae. The coding region runs from base 192 to 656 and encodes 154 amino acids. Gene Ontology annotation, biological process: translation. Gene Ontology annotation, cellular component: ribosome. The record is from RefSeq and is a predicted model, not a curated record. Gene Ontology annotation, molecular function: structural constituent of ribosome.